AUGUCUGCUCCGAAGGCGGCCGAGGUUCAGCAUCCGGCGAGUGCUGAUGUCGCUGAAAAGCGUUCAAUCUAUGCAGUUGAGGAGAAGGCAAUUGAUGGUGCCGCAUAUAACAGCACACACGACAGCCUUGAUGACCUAAAUCAAAGAGCUCCCACGGUUGACGAAAUCCAAACGCUCCGUCGUGUGCCUGGGGAAAUUCCAUGGAUUGCUUAUUCCAUUGGCUUCGUCGAAUUGUGUGAAAGAUUUUCUUACUAUGGAACCACCAUCGUGUUUGUCAACUUCAUCCAACGAGCUAUGCCUGAAGGUUCCACUACUGGUGCCGCGGGGACCAAUGCCACACCCGGCGCCCUUGGAUUAGGACAACGGGCAUCCACUGGAUUAACCUUAUUCAAUCAAUUCUGGUCCUAUAUCAUGCCGUUGCUUGGUGCCUACGUUGCCGAUGAGCAUCUGGGACGUUUCAAUACCAUCAUGGGAGCUAUUGCUGUUGCCCUUGUCGGACACACAAUUUUGAUCAUUUCGGCCAUCCCCCCGGUGCUGAAAAACCCCAAUCGUGCUGUUGGGGCAUUUACUGUUGGGCUCAUUAUUAUGGGAGUGGGAACUGGUGGUUUCAAAGCCAACAUAUCCCCCCUAAUUGCGGAGCAGUACCAUGAAGAGUAUAUGUAUGUCACAACUACCAAGAAGGGCGAACGCGUCAUUAUGGACCCCUCUCUCACCAUCUCCCGAAUCUACCACUAUUACUAUCUCUUGAUCAAUGUUGGAGCCCUCGUUGGCCAGAUUUCAAUGGUAUACGCCGAGAAAUAUGUCGGCUUUUAUCUUUCCUUCUUACUGCCCACCUGCAUGUUCUGUGUCUGUCCACUUGUUCUUUUUGUCUUGCGCAACAAGUACAACCGUAAACGCCCAGCUGGUUCCGUAUACGGCAAAGCGUUCAAAGUAUGGAGAUUGGCGACAAAAGGCCAGGUGUCGUGGAAUCCUUUCAAGACAUAUCGCAACUUCCACGAUCCGCAUCUGUGGGAUAGAGCCAAGCCAAGCAAUAUUGCUGUUAGGCCAGCGUGGAUGACCUUUGACGAUGCAUGGGUGGACGAAGUCCGCCGUGGCAUCAAAGCAUGCGCCGUGUUCCUCUGGUACCCACUCUACUGGCUUUCCUACAACCAAAUGUUGAACAAUAUUACCUCCCAAGCCGCCUCCAUGACGCUUAACGGUGUUCCCAACGACAUUGUCAACAACCUGAACUCUCUCUCCCUUAUUAUCUUCAUUCCCAUUCUUGACAAAUUUUUGUAUCCUCCACUCCGAAAAAUGGGCGUCAAUCUGACUCCUGUUAAGCGUAUUACCGUCGGGUUCAUCCUCGCAGGCUCCAGUAUGAUUGCCGCCGCCGUGACUCAACACUAUAUCUACAAGCUCGGGCCCUGUGGCAAAUAUGCCAACAAAUGCGCCAAAAAGAAUAUCCCCGCCCCCAUCAGCGUCUGGGUGCAAGCUAUUCCUUACAUCUUGGGUGGUAUCUCUGAGAUCUUCGCCUCUGUGACUAGUCUUGAAUACGCCUUCACAAAGGCACCUAAGAAUAUGCGCUCCCUCGUGCAGGCCAUGUCGUUGUUCAUGAAUGCCUUCUCCAGCGCCAUUGGCCAGGGCCUUGUCGGUCUCGCUGAGGAUCCCUUGCUCGAGUGGAACUAUGGCGUCACUGCCAUUCUGGCAUUUGCGGGCGCUGUGGGCUUUUGGAUUACCAAUCGUGGCACUGAUAAGGAAGAAGAUGCGCUUAACAACUUGCCCACUGGCAACUGUCCAACAAUGAAAACCAAUGAGGAUAUGGAGGGGAAUAUUGCUAAGACCGUGUAA
Molecule: messenger RNA, 1827 nt
Organism: Paracoccidioides brasiliensis Pb18
Exons: 6
Coding region: 1-1827 (608 amino acids)
Biological process (GO): oligopeptide transport; transmembrane transport
Cellular component (GO): membrane
Molecular function (GO): dipeptide transmembrane transporter activity
Source: RefSeq, a predicted model, not a curated record